This is a messenger RNA of Polypterus senegalus (gray bichir), 657 nucleotides long. RefSeq lists its product as uncharacterized. The record is from RefSeq and is a predicted model, not a curated record. The transcript has a single exon. The annotation marks the transcript as partial. Lineage: Eukaryota; Metazoa; Chordata; Cladistia; Polypteriformes; Polypteridae. Gene Ontology annotation, molecular function: nucleic acid binding.
AACAAGCCCGCUACAAGGCGUGGUAUCCUCUCUGUUGUUAGCUCAGUUUAUGAUCCACUUGGUUUUCUAGCACCUGCCUUACUGCCAGCAAAGCUUAUUCUAAGAGACUUAUGUAAAGAGAAAUUUGGGUGGGAUGAAGAAGUAGAAGUCAAACACAUUCAGAAAUGGAAAAAAUGGAUGGAUGAUUUGAAGUUACUUACAGACUAUAAAGUGAACAGAUGCUUCAAACCUACUGGGUUUGGAACCAUAAAGACAGCACAAAUGCACCAUUUUGCAGAUGCUAGUGAAGAUGGAUAUGGCACUGUCACUUACCUUGUGCUAACCAAUGAAGAGGGCAAAAAGCAUUGUUCAUUCCUGAUGGGCAAGUCAAGAGUUGCACCAUUGAAGCAGAUCACGAUUCCAAGAAUGGAGCUGACGGCAGCCGUCAUGGCAGUAAAAAUGGACAAAAUGCUUAAAGGUGAGCUUCAAAUGCCCUUACGAGAAUCUACAUUUUGGACUGACAGCACCACGGUGCUAAAAUACAUCUCAAAUGAAAGCACUCGAUUCAAGACCUUUGUUGCCAACAGAAUCUCCGUGAUCAGAGAUCAUUCACAACCUUCACAGUGGAGGUAUGUCACAUCUGUCCUUAAUCCGGCUGAUCAAGCUCUAGAGGGCUAA